This is a messenger RNA of Sinocyclocheilus grahami, 5272 nucleotides long. RefSeq names its product tankyrase 1 binding protein 1 (gene tnks1bp1). The coding region runs from base 103 to 4227 and encodes 1374 amino acids. The transcript has 10 exons. Lineage: Eukaryota; Metazoa; Chordata; Actinopteri; Cypriniformes; Cyprinidae. The record is from RefSeq and is a predicted model, not a curated record.
ACACCUACAACCCAAAAGGACACAGACGUGUAUUUGAGCUUGGAAUCUAUAUGUACAAUCUUAUGGAAUAAUUGUAUCACUAUACAGGUGCAGUGUGUAGCCAUGGCUGCAUGGGUGGAGGCGACCACAAGGGAAAUGGGCCAAUCGCUCAUUAACCCAGACAAACCUUCAGUUUCAGCCUCUGCACUCCCUGGAGACACGGGGAAGCCAGCACUGGGCCCAAAACCCCACCUCAUGCCCAAACCAUUUGUCCUGCAAAGGAACGCCAGCGUCCACCUGAUCCGGGCCCCGAAAACCAACUUUAGCAGAGAGCUCAAUCGAGCCGCCUCUUCUGAAGUGCUUUUUGACAUCACAAAACCUGGUACUGGUGGUUCAAAACCAUCAGAAUCCCUAAAAUCAGGAUCAAACGGCACAGUAAAUGGCUCUAACCAAAGUGCAGAUCCUAAACCGGUCUCACUCAGCCAAAAACCUGACUUAAUGGCUAAGGCUAAACCAGAACCCACAAAGACUCCUGGUUCUAAUUACCAAACCGGUCUAAACUCAAAGACUGGUGUGACCGCUGAAGAUGUGAAGGACGUUCAGCCCAGGAGCAGAGCAAAAUCCAUGGGUUCUCAGGAUCAAAAGAUCCUGAGCCAGAAGGUCCAAGGAGAAGCAGCCAAGACUGAAGCGGACGUCAAAAUGUCUUCAAGAUGCUGGCCGCCUCGAAAUCGUCUCUCCGUGGAGCUGACCUCCAAGUUCGAGUCACCAUCUCAACCAGAGAAAGAGGUGAGGAGAGAUGCUGAAACCAGCAAGAUGGAGAAAGAUUGGCCGCCGCAUUCUCCUUCUGAGUCCAGGUCUUCAAAGCCUCUGAUGGAGAAAGGAGAGACAGGAGAUGAGGAGGUCAGCGGAGGCAGCAUUAAGAGACGGAUCAGCCUUCUCUUCGAUCGAUCUACAGCAGCUCAGUGCAGGGACACCUUCAACAAAAGAGACAAUCCACAAGCCGAAAUAUCUGUUGACAUUAAACAGAGAAUCCAGAAUCUGAGCUUGGAUGCACCAAGGACGCGCUUGCCAUCCACUGGUGCUCCAAAAAGUCCACCAUCCGAGAAGACACAGAGCACCUCAGAUGAGCCACCGAAUGAGAGAUCUUCUGAAAAACCUGCAACAACAAAAAAGGUUCCUGGUGACAAACCAGCAAGUACGACAGAAAUCAAGAACUCUGCUGCUAGUGUGGAGAAUGUAGAAGAAGAGGAAGAUGAUGUUGCCAUUCCUGUUGGGAUAAGCCUAGAUGCGGAGAAGAAGAGAAGGGAAGAAGAAGAAAAACAGAGAAAAGAUGAGCAGUUAGAGAAAGAAAGACAACAGCGGGAAAGGGAAAGACUUUUGGAAGAGGAGAGGGAGGCAAGAGAAAUAGAGAGACAGAAAGAGGAGGAACAAGAGAGAAAACAGGAAGAGGAAAAGCAAAGACAGAUGGAGGAAAGGAGAAAGCAAGAAGAAGAAGGAAUGAGAAGAAUUGAAGAAGAAAGAAAAGAGGAGGAGAGGAGGAGACAAGCCGAAAAAGAGAGGGAGAGAUGGAUCGAAGAGGAGAAGAGAAGGAUUCAAGAAGAAAAAGAGCGACUGAGAGAAGAGGAAAGACUGGAGAAACUAAAGAAAGAGAAAGAAAUGGAGGAAAGAAAACGAAUGGAAGAAGAGAGACAGAAAGAGGAGGAAAGAUUGAGACAGGAACGAGAAAAAGAGAGGCUACAGAAGGAAAAAGAGAUGGAAGAAGAGCGGAGAAGAAUUCAGGAGAUGGAGAGACAAAGAGAGGAAGAAAGAUUGAGAAAAGAGCAAGAAUUAGAGAGAAUAAGGAAAGAAAAAGAGAUGAAAGAAGAGAAACAAAUAAUUCAAGAGAUGGAGAGAAAAAGAGAGGAAGAAAGAUUGAGAAAAGAGCGAGAAUUAGAGAUAAUAAGGAAAGAAAAAGAGAUGAAAGAAGAGAAACAAAGAAUUCAAGAGAUGGAGAGACAAAGAGAGGAAGAAAGAUUGAGAAAAGAGCAAGAAUUAGAGAUAAUAAGGAAAGAAAAAGAGAUGAAAGAAGAGAAACAAAGAAUUCAAGAGAUGGAGAGACAAAGAGAGGAAGAAAGAUUGAGAAAAGAGCGAGAAUUAGAGAUAAUAAGGAAAGAAAAAGAGAUGAAAGAAGAGAAACAAAGAAUUCAAGAGAUGGAGAGACAGAAACAAGAGGAAAGAUUGAGACAGGAACGAGAAUUGGAACGAAUAAGGAAAGAAAAAGAGAUGGAAGAAGAGAAACAAAGAAUUCAAGAGAUGGAGAGACAGAAACAAGAGGAAAGAUUGAGACAGGAACGAGAAUUGGAACGAAUAAGGAAAGAAAAAGAGAUGGAAGAAGAGAAACAAAGAAUUCAAGAGAUGGAGAGACAGAAAGAGGAGGAACGAUUGAGACAGGAACGAGAAAAAGAGAGACUACAGAAGGAAAAAGAGAUGGAAGAGGAGAGGAGAAGAAUUCAAGAGAUGGAGAGACAGAAAGAGGAGGAAAGACUGAGAAAAGAGCGAGAAUUAGAGAGAAUAAGGAAAGAAAAAAAGAUGGAAGAAGAGCGAAGAAUUCAGGAGAUGGAGAGACAGAAAGUGGAGGAAAGAUUGAGACAAGAACAAGAAUUGGAACGUAUAAGGAAAGAAAAAGAGAUGGAAGAAGAGAAACAAAGAAUUCAAGAGAUGGAGAGACAGAAACAAGAGGAGGAAAGACUGAGAAAAAAACAAGAACAAGAAGAAGAGCGGAGAAGAAUUCAGGAGAUGGAGAGACAGAGAACAGAGGAAAAACUGAGACAGGAGCGAGAAAUAGAGAGACUACAGAAAGAGAGAGAAAUUGAAGAAAGAAAACGAAUGGAAGCAGAGAGACAGAGAGAAGAAGAAAGACUGAGACAGGAACGAGAAAGAGAGAGACUAAAGAAAGAAAAAGCGAUGGAAGAGGAGAGACAAAGAAUUCAGGAGUUGGAGAGACAGAAAGAGGACAGAUUGAGACAAGAACGAGAAAAUGAGAUGGAGAUGGAAACAUGUAAAGCAGCAGAGAGAUUACGAGAGGAAGUUCCUACGAGUUAUGAUUUAAUAUCGUUUGACGCGGAGGGACCGGCGGCGUCACAGACUCUCGUCUCCACCGUCCAGGCCGCUGACGUCCCGCCUCGGCUCACUGAAGUGAUUUAUGAUGACUUUUCAGUGAAACCCCGAAGAUGGGGAACCGGGGCGAGACGUUCCUCGACACCGUCUCCAUCCAGAGAACCUCCUGCUGCUCCUGACCACAGUCUACACCCAGAACCAAAGUCCAGUGAUCCUGGAUCCCAAGAACCAUGCGGAGAUCAGGUAUAUGUGCAUGAUCUGACCGGAUUUGAACCUGAAGCUUCCAGUCCACAGAACUCGACCGAAAGCAGAAAGCAAACAUAUUUAUUUGAGGAGUCCAAACCAGAGGACCUGCUGGAGCCAGAAACUCAAUCUGAUGAGGGUCAGUUGAAGGACGGUGAGCCCGAGGAGGAUGCAUUUGCAGAACAGGACACAGAGAAUCUAAUCGGGGAAACCGACGAACAAAAUGAAAACAACGACACUGUUGAUGAUCACGCUACACAGGCCAGAAUCAAUCAAGUCCUACAGAGACUGACUCAGGCCAGACGACGAAAUACAUCUACUGAUUCAGACACAGCAGACGUCCCAAUUCAGGAGGAGCCCGAACCGCUACCGGUUCUUGAGACUGCAGCUCCUCUACCGGACUCCAGAGUUUUCCGUUCAAAGGUUGAUCUGGGGAAGAAACGGAGCAUAAAGCGUUCCAGACCGUCUCGUUCUAUACGACAGAGAGUCGCCCUGCCCUCUCUGACAGAGGGAACGCAACCCGACUGGAGGUUCUGUGACUCCACAGAAGCAAAAGAUCAGUGGUCCAAUGGAGCGGACUCUGAAUCAGAAGAGGAACCGUCCCAGGACGUCACGUCCUCUCCAGCCCCGAGCCAGCCCAAGAGAGUCCCUGUGUUUCCUGGGAUGGACCCAUCUGCCCUCAAGGCCCAGCUAAAGCGGAGAAGUGGAGUUACAGAAACAGUAAAUCCAACAGAAGCGCAGACGCCUCCGUCUGUCCCCACACGCUCUCCCCGCACACCUACCAGGUCCUUCGGCCCUAGAGUGCUGCCCCCUGUUGACGCCAAGGACAGUGGGUCCGGCUCUUCACCCUCCUGGCUGCUUGAGCUCAAAUCCAAGAAGCGAAUGAGUCAACCUGAAAGUGAAGCAUGAAGCUCGUGAAGCUCAGGUUUGAUGCAGUUUAAGAGGAAGUCCGCUGCAGAGGAAGUCUGUGUGAUGCCACAAAGAUGCCAAAGGAACUGACUUACGUGAAUGAGAAGUGCAAAGAUCUUUCAUUCUCAUGCUGACUGAGUAUCAGACUAUUUUGAGUACAAGUCCUGGAGUUUGAAGGCUUUGCCAAGAUGGCGUCCUGUUAUGCACAUUUUUAAUUUUUACAUGAAAGUCUGUCAUAAUCUGGCAGCGUUAUAAUCGGCAAAAGAGUGUGUGUUUAAAAAGCAAGUGCUGUUCAUUUUCAUUUUGUUUACGUUUAUUAAUCCAGCAGAUGUUUUAUCUAAAGUGAGGAUGGUUAAAUUCAAGUUCCUCCAGUUCGAUCAGGGGCCAAAUGCACGUAUCUUCUGUUCAUCCCUGAUCGUCGAGAAGCGGAAAUCAGUAUAGCUUCAUGCUACAAUGCACUUUAAAUGAGUCAGACCACUGGAAAAGGUGCCUUAGGGCUCUUAGGCAUUAAAUUGCAUUUGAGUUAGAUUUUUCUGAUUUUAAAUAUCGUGUUUCUAAAAGUCUGAUCUUAAGAUGUUCAUUAUGGCAUUGCUAUAUGAAACCUUUUGUUUUCUCUGAAUUGUGUUCAUUCUGUUUACAACGAGCCAUUCCUUUAAGAGCAAUUCAUAAGCAUCAUUUGAUGGUAUUUUGAUCUCAUUCAGUUCAUUCUUUUAUUUGAUUCUCUAUGUUUCUACUCUAAUCAAAGCUAGUGUGCAGAAAAGCAUCAGCUGAUGUGCUUGGAUCUGACUGAUUGUCAUUUAUGAGGUUUUGUUUUUGUUGCCCAUGUCUUUUCAGUCCUGCCAAGAACACUUUUACAAACACAAAUCAGAGAUACGAUAAUGUCUAAUAAGUUGUGUCUGUGUUCCUUUUGAAAUGUUUUUCGGUCAUGUUUAUUUUUAGACUUCAGCUGUGUAAAUUGCUGCUGGAGGAAAAUGUUUACCUGUUUAAUGUUGGGAAACAUGAAUUGUGUUUUAUAAAAUAUGAAUUCAUUAAAUAUAUUUCUAAA